AUCUUGGCCGACCAAGGAAAGAUCCGGUGUCCGGCGGCUAAGUCGGCACUCGAUUGCGUGAGCCGACAGUAGAGAGAACGUUAGCGAUUUGCUGUUGUCCGAUACCGACAGCAAGCAUGGCUCGACGCAACCAGCUUCUGGGCUUCUUCGUUGGCACGUUAACCGUGGCGGUCUACGGGCAGGGUCCCGGGUUGAGCGUCCGUCCAAAUCAGCCGGAGCAUACGUCGAACAGCACACUCAUCUACACGUCGAACAGCACACUCAUCUACAUCAGGACCGACAGCCAGAACACCUGGAAGCAUUGGGUUGACGACCUCAACGAGUACCUCGCGGACUACCAGAGUACGGGGGCAAAUAGCGAGCACCUGCGCCUCUGCGACUUCACCCAUCCGCUUGACCCCGACGAAAACAAGUCCUGCUAUUUUUCCCUCGAUCCCAUUGCCAACGACUGUUCAGCAGCCAACAACUUCGGCUACCACCGCGGUCAACCCUGUGUCCUACUCAAGCUAAAUAGGACCCUUGGCUGGGUGCCGGAACCGUACGAGAACGGCUCCUUCCCUGCCAAGUUGCCAAAGUACAUCCAGGACAACUACGACCCCAGAUACGUCUACAUCAGCUGUGAGGGAGAGAACCCCGCGGACAAGGAAAACGUGGGACCGCUCGUCUACUACCCGAACCUCGGCAUACCGAACUAUUACUUCCCGUACAGGAACACGCCAGGAUAUCAGUCGCCCUUCGUCUUUGUCCGAUUUCCGCGGCCCCAGCGGGGAGUUUUCAUCAGCGUGGAGUGCAAGGCUUGGGCCAAGAACAUCCACCACGACCAGCAGAGUCGCGUCGGGAGCGUCCACUUCGAGCUCUUAAUCCAAUAAAUUCAGCCAAUACAACA
Ixodes scapularis (black-legged tick) is the source of this 886-nucleotide messenger RNA. RefSeq names its product sodium/potassium-transporting ATPase subunit beta-2. The record is from RefSeq and is a predicted model, not a curated record. Gene Ontology annotation, biological process: intracellular sodium ion homeostasis; intracellular potassium ion homeostasis; sodium ion export across plasma membrane. Lineage: Eukaryota; Metazoa; Arthropoda; Arachnida; Ixodida; Ixodidae. The transcript has 5 exons. Gene Ontology annotation, cellular component: sodium:potassium-exchanging ATPase complex. Gene Ontology annotation, molecular function: ATPase activator activity. The coding region runs from base 117 to 869 and encodes 250 amino acids.